Messenger RNA from Diuraphis noxia (Russian wheat aphid), 2984 nucleotides. RefSeq lists its product as uncharacterized. The record is from RefSeq and is a predicted model, not a curated record. NCBI's taxonomy places the organism in Eukaryota, Metazoa, Arthropoda, Insecta, Hemiptera, Aphididae. Gene Ontology annotation, biological process: negative regulation of transcription by RNA polymerase II. Gene Ontology annotation, cellular component: PRC1 complex. Gene Ontology annotation, molecular function: promoter-specific chromatin binding.
AGUUUAAGUUUAACGGACAUCACAUCAUAAAGAUUUGCAUUUUUUUUUUUUUGAUAAAAAGUUAUUAUUUUUUCGUGACGUCAACAGGCAAAGGCAUUAAGUGCUUCGCAUCAUUAUGUCCACAUCGGUCGUUCUGUCAUCCUAAAAACUAACCUCAAACGUUCCAGUAAUCCAGUCUUAAUCGUGARAAAAGUCACGRCAAGUUAGWGGCCAAWGAUAUUCUACGCAUCAAAUGGCUUCGACAAAAAAAAGUACACAAUAAUCGAAUAAUUCAAAGUAUCCGAAAAAUUACGAUCUGAAAAUACUGAAAAUCCGGGAAAAGUGAUCAGCGUCCCGUUAAAGAAAUUUUAAUAGUAAUGGUUACAUAUCUGUGGUAACAGUAUACCGAUUUGUUCCACUAAGAGAAAAAAUUUCUCAUGGAACGAACGCGCCWGGUCGUUGCWGUUAACGCCUUGUCAACGGACAACUUGUUUUUGUUGUUUUCGUUUCUGAACCACAGUCGCAGUGUUUAUUCGCGUCUGCAUUGAAGACGGAGCUUUCGAUUCCGCUCUUCUGUUUUCAUUUUAACGUAUCGUUCRAAAUUUUGAAUCUGCCACAAUUACGGUUCAAAGACUUGAUUGAUUUGAAAACAAAUUACCUGAAAAUUCGAAGGUCUCGUUAACCCGCCACUUAUCAUGGUCCGCCGUUGACCCAUUAAAUAUAAAUAUAGAACUGGGAAAUAAUUUGACCACGAUGGCGUCGACAAACCUUGAUAGACGUGAACUCGUCACGGUGACGGCGUUAUGAUGAUUACGGUGACGACAACAUGCAAUCCUGUAAGCCGAAGGUCACCGACCUAAAUCCACAUCUACUAUGCGUUCUGUGCGGUGGAUACUUCGUGGACGCCACGACGGUAAUCGAAUGUCUGCACUCCUUUUGUCGAAGUUGUAUUGUCAAGUAUCUCGAACGCAACAAAUAUUGUCCAAUAUGCGAUGUAUUAGUCCACAAAUCAAAACCUUUAUCCAAUAUCCGGCCGGACCACACACUGCAAAAUAUUGUUUACAAACUUGUUCCACGUUUAUUUCAAAAGGAAAUGGUAAUGAGAAGAGAAUUUUACAAUCGAAACAAAGUGUAUUUACCCAGGGACCCAAUGAGCCGUGGUGUUGUACCUGAUGACUAUCAUAUAUUUGCUGCAAGUGAUGCAAUCAGUAUAUGUCUUUAUUAUGAAUGCGAAAAUAUUGACAAAAAAAAUAUACAUGAAAAACAUAAACGAUAUCUAUGGUGCCCAGCAUCAUUGACAGUUAUAAAUUUAAAAAAAUUAUUAUACAUUAAAUAUGAAUUAAUACCAACUGAUCAUUAUGUAGAGUUUUUCUACCAAAAUUAUUUAUUAGAUGAUCAUUUAACUUUAAUGGAUGUUGUUUACAUGUUUGAUUGGAAAAGGAAAGAUCCACUUUCAAUGACUUAUCGAAUUCUUAAAAUUGAAAUUGAACCUCUUUUAAAUGACGGUAUAGCAAAAGAAGAAAGUGUAGUUGAGUCAAUAAAGGACRAUGAAAAGUCUGAAGAAAAACAAAAUGAUUUGCAUCAAAAUGUAGUUAAUACAGAGAUCUGUAUUGAGGAACUCCCUAAAAUAGAUGAAAACCUUAAGGUCCUUGAGAAAAUUCCAGAUUCUAAAGAAGUACAAUUGGAAAUAAGUGAAAAUGGUAUCAUGAAAGUUACUAAUAUUAAUCAGAGUAGAGAAACAAUUCAAGCUAAUGUCACUAUAGAGCCAACUGAUAUAGUUAAAAAUGAAAAUUCAUCUAAACCAGGAGAUAUAAAUGACGAUAAAGAUGACGAUAAGAAAAAAACUUUAAAAGUAUAUCCUGGGUCAAAGAUAAAAAAAACCAAACCUAAACUAGACACUAUUGUUGAGAAAAUUAAAAAACAAGGCACUAAAUAUAAAACAUUAACAUCUCCAACUAAACAUUGGAAUCCAAGCAUAUCAAAAACUUCAGUCUUAGCCAAAAAGAAAGAAAUAAAUGGAAUUGAUAAAAAGUGUCAAAAAUUUUUCAAAUCAAGAGAUGACAAAAAAGAUGAAGAUAAAGUUGAAGACAGUUUGAAGAGGUUAGCUGAAGUGCCUUUAAUGAAAAUUAAUCCUCAAACAUUAUGUCCAAUUAUGCCUUCUUCCCCAGCUAAGAAACCCAAAAAACCUGUUCCUAAAAAAAAUACAUUAGCUCAUUCUUUGGCCCUACUACCUGUUCGACCAACAAAUCAUAACCCAUUUACCAAUCCAUUGAAUCCAUUCAUGUAUGGAACAUUUCYAAAUAAUUCAAAUGGAGAUGCUGGAGAUACAAAUGAUUUUCUUAAAGCUAUGUCUGAGUUAUGUCCACCAUCAUCAGCUUAUCAUAAUUCUUUGCCACCGUCGGUUAGUGUACUUUUCAAUCCCUUAUAUACUCAUCACAGACAAAGUCAGGCUAAGAAGGCUUCUGUGGCUGUAGCUCAAUCACCUGACAUAAUGAAAUUACCUGCCAAUAAAAAUGAAGAAAAAUCUGAAAAGAUAGAAGAUAAAACCAAUGAUAAAGGUAAUAAUAAAGACGAGUGUACUAAUAAUAAUAAAGGUGAAGAGAAAAUGGAAGUCGAGAAAGAAAARGAAAAGAAAAAAAUCUAAAACAAUGACUUAUUGUGAACUACAAACUAAAAAGUUGAAGUCUCUAUAACUAAAAUCUUUAGAUUAUGAUAGACCUGUUAUAGGUUUAUUAGAGGAGUAUGGAAAAAAAAUAUUCUAAAUAUUUUGAUAUUUUUUUAACUCAACAUAAUUCAAAAUGGUCACCCUAGUUAAACAACAAGUCUAUGAAUUGGAUGCCAUUAGAUUGCUUCAAAAUGUAUAUAUAGCCAAGUAAUAAUGUUUCGAAAUCUUAUUCAUUAUUGCUCACAAAUUCUAGUCCUAGUUUAAGGUGUAUAUUUUAUAAAAACAAAAAAAAAAUUGCAACAGUUUUUUGUAUAAGUGCCUUCAGUAUUUAAUUAUUUAA